AUGAGGGUAGAGACGCGCACUCAUCAGAGCAGGGCCGCGCACCAGCCGGAUAAGGCUUCUGGUGCGCUGGCGGGAAAGGAGAAAGAGAAGGGCCGGCUUAGGAUAUGCGACGGCAUACCUGCCCACCCACUGGGUCCGCCAGUGCCGGCAUGGCCUUCCUCUACACCCAGGACGGCAAGGUCUGGCUCGUCGCGGUGGCCCCACGGGGGUCCGGAGCGGCGUUGCAGGUCGACGGCGACGGGGCCAUCCUCAACCUCGGGGGGUCCGGCGCUCAUCAGGCUGUCGGGGCUUGCGCUCCACCCGAAGUUCGCGGCCAACGGACGCUUGUUUGUCUCGUACACCUGCGAUAGCGCCACCUCACCGGCGUGCGGCGGCGCUGCAUCAUCGUCCUCGUCUGGUGCUGCUGGAAAUGGGUCCAGGUACCAGCUCGUUGUCGAAGAGUUCACCACCAAGGGCGGCGCUUACUAUGGCAAGAUUACCGAAGCGAGGAGGAAUUUUGCCAUGGAUUUGCCGCCGCAGCUGGUGGACGCGCCCAACCAGCAGCGUGGCGGCCAGAUCUUCCGUCCUAGUGACGAUGAUGGGUAUCUCUACCUCGCUACGGGGCACGGUGGUGGACUAGGAGGCGAAGCGAGCUCCCCGUUUCUUGGCAAAAUCGUCAGGCUCGACGUCGACAGCAUGCCUGGCAACAACGAGCCCCAGAUCUUUGCCGCUGGACUCAGCAACCCGAGGGGCUGCAGCUUCGAUUCCAUGAGGCCUUCCGACUUGUACUGCGCCGGAGUGGAUGAGCGACAGAACGAGCAGGUGUACCUGAUCUCCAACCACAGUGCCUCUCCGACCACGGCCGCCGUCUCCGUCAUCAUCAGCCACGGCUGUUCAACCGGCGGCCACAUCGAGGUCCCGCAUCAUCAUCAGCCACGGCCGUUCAACCGGCGGCCACAUCGAGGUCCCGCUGACCCCUUCUUGAGCGGAAGGUACGUGUACAUAUAUAAUUCAUCCGUGUGGGCCGCAGCAGAAACUCCGGCAAGCAAUGGGCUGCAUGCUUACCCCUCCGUCCGGAUCCCCAAAGUCCGGUGCUGGAGAGCAGCCCCGUGCCCUGCAACGGAUCGCCGGUAGCAUCGUCUUCUUGGGCCAGGACAGCAUCAUGGACGUCUACAUCAUCACCGCUGGCGGCAUCUACCGAGUCAUUCCGCCAGGCCUCUGCGCCGGCGGCGCUCCUCCUCCCGCGCCGCCGCAGCAGAUGCUACCAUGGCUUACGUGGCUCAUCUCCAUCCUUGGACUCAUCUUCCUGGUAGCAAUCCCAGCUAUCUCCUUGUGCUUGUGCGGCGGCGCAGGAGCAGCAGCAGGGCGGCCUACACCAAACUGGUACUUAAGCUUGAGCUGCUGCUCAUGGAAUUGCUGCUCCAGUGGCACGACAAAUUAACGACAAUACGACACAAUAACUAUAAUACUAUAUAUACACCUAUUGGUGGUCAAGAAAUAAGGGUCGUCUACGGCUUGAGUUACUCGGUUUUUUUUAUCAUUUUGUUCAUGUACAUGGCAGGUUUGUUUUUGUCACCAAGUUGUAGUUUGUCCAUGUGCAGAGUCUAGCUAUGUUGUCGAGUCGGGUCUGUGUAAAAAUACUAGCGAGUAUAUAUCCACGCAUCUUUGUGUGUUUGAAAAUUGGAACUCAUAAACAUAUAUUGUUAGGCUACAAUCAUAGCAUAUCUAUGCCACUAUAUGGUAGAAUUUAUUUGUUA
Molecule: messenger RNA, 1736 nt
Organism: Panicum virgatum (switchgrass)
Lineage: Eukaryota; Viridiplantae; Streptophyta; Magnoliopsida; Poales; Poaceae
Product: HIPL2 protein-like
Exons: 5
Coding region: 1-1113 (370 amino acids)
Source: RefSeq, a predicted model, not a curated record